CAAUAACUGGCCCGGCCCAAUUAGCCAGUUUAGACAGGGCAAUUCGAAUUGUUUCCCUUCCUCCUUCUCAGUUUCCGUCACUAUUCCAACUGGGGAAGUUUACUUGGGCGAUUCGAUCGAUCUAAGAUGGCGUGGAGGCAAAUGAUCAUCAGCCCCUUCAACCGAAGAGCAAUAUCUUCUCCUUGGCAAUUUGCUUCUGGGUUCUCAAGCUUCUCUUCCAAGGCGUGUCCUUUCGCAGUAAAGGUGGGCAUACCAGAGUUUUUGAAUGGAGUGGGUAAAGGGGUAGAGACUCACGUGCAGAAGCUUGAAACUGAAAUUGGAGAUAUGCAGAAGCUGCUCGUCACUCGAACCCUUAAGCUCAAAAAGCUCGGCGUUCCUUGCAAACAUAGGAAGCUGAUACUGAAAUUUGCACACAAGUAUCGGCUUGGACUAUGGAGGCCUCGAGCUGAAUCUGUCAAGACUGCAUGAAAAUCAAAUAUCUUCUUCAUCUUCAACCAACUAGUAUUCUAGUUUAUCUGUCUGUAACCAUUAUUUGAAAACAUGGUGGUUAUUAGUUAUUACAACAACAACAACUGAGACUUAUUAUAUAGUAUUAAGUAACUUCAUCCUUUUAUUGUUCAUCUCAUUCGUGAUUGAGAA
This is a messenger RNA of Impatiens glandulifera, 639 nucleotides long. RefSeq lists its product as uncharacterized. The record is from RefSeq and is a predicted model, not a curated record. Lineage: Eukaryota; Viridiplantae; Streptophyta; Magnoliopsida; Ericales; Balsaminaceae. The coding region runs from base 127 to 468 and encodes 113 amino acids. The transcript has 3 exons.